Molecule: messenger RNA, 2836 nt
Organism: Volvox carteri f. nagariensis
Lineage: Eukaryota; Viridiplantae; Chlorophyta; Chlorophyceae; Chlamydomonadales; Volvocaceae
Product: SET domain-containing protein
Exons: 9
Coding region: 1-2517 (838 amino acids)
Molecular function (GO): protein binding
Source: RefSeq, a predicted model, not a curated record
AUGCUUGAGCGGCUUGAACAACUCGCGACUGCUGAUCAUCUCGUGGCCGAGGCUCUUUCCGGCCGAGAUGUCGCUCGCGUCCUGGAAGCCGUGGAGCGUGCACUACUAUCGCAACCAGAGGUCUUUGCGGAGGUAGUAUCACAGCUAACUGGCGACGACGUUGAGGUUGGUUUCGGAGCGCACCUCGGCAGUAAACCGGGAUGGCGACCGAUUAGCACUCAACGGGAGAAGUUUGCACACUCUGGGCGAACUGGUUGCUCUCCCGACCAGCACCUCGCUGAGGCGGCCAGGGCAAGGGGGAAUGCGUUCUUUCAAAAGGCGCAGUACGACGCCGCAGUGGAGUCGUACACAGAAGCUCUGCAGUACCAGUCCGCGCUUCAUCCCACGGGCCGUGCCGCCGCCAGUCGCCUCUUCAGCAACCGCGCGGCUGCACUGCUGCGACUGCACGCAGCAGCGACCGCCUCCACGAGCAGGACCACCAGCACCACUGCCUCGUCCUCAGUCGCGAUCGCCGCCUCGUCUUCCACUGCCGCGUCCUCCCCGUCGGGCUGUACGUCAUCUGAUCCCCAAUCACCGCCUUCGCUGUUAGCUCUCGGUGACCUGAGGGGUGCCGUACAUGAGUGCCGUACAGCCCUUGCGGUGGAAGCUUCCUUGGCCUCAGGGGCGGCUGUGGGAGCCGGAAAGGGACGCGGCAGCAGCGGGCAGGGCGGAGGCGCCGUCACAGCUGCCGUACCGGUUGGCGAGGCGGCGGCGUUGCUUGCAGAGCUGCAGCUGCAGCUUGAUCCGGAUCCGCAUCGGGGUGGAAGUCAGGAUCCGGAACCAGGAAGUAAGGCGCAGGGGCAGGAGCAGGAGGGGGGAAGCAGGCAGAGGAGCGCAGCCGGAACGACGGCCGUACAGGGGGAGGCUCCUGGCGGCAGCGGCAAAGGCAACGCUAGCGGCAGCGGCAGCGGCAGCGGAAGGGGAGUAGGAGUAGGAGUAGGAGUAGGAGGAGCAGGAGGAGGAGGAGAAAGAAAACAAUUCCAAGGGGCGGAUGGAGCGGCCCCCGAGGGCGAGGGCGAGGUGGAGCAGAGGCGAUUACCAGUACGACGCGUAAUCGACACACGGAUCGUUGAGGCGUACACAUCAGAGCUCGGCCGCCACCUUGUCGUCUCCCCCGACGCAUCAUCACCGUUGCCGCCCGCCACAGACGUACUGUACGACAGUCCCUUGGCGGCGGUGCUGUGUAAGCGCUGGCGGCGGCGCGGUCGCGGUCGCGGUCGCGGCGGGGCCGGCAGCGGCGUUGGUGGUUGCAGAAGCCCGAGCAACUCGGUAUUGCGAUGCUGGCGUUGCACGGCAGUCCUGCAGGACAAGCCCGGCGCGGUGUCGUACCCGUGUCUGUACUGUCCGAUGGCGAUGUACUGCAGCCUGUACUGCAGUCUGGGCACUGAUGACCUCAUCCGUACUGCCGUACUAGCGACAACAACCGCUGCCGCCUACCGGUCCGCAUGCCACGUGGCGUUGCGGCGUUGGCACCGGCAACGGUUGCAGCCGCCUCUGGAGCUUCAAGAUGAUGAUGAUGAUGAUGAUGAUAACGAUGAUCAUCUUGAUGAUCUUGAUGAUCUUGAUGAUAUUGUCAAGGGGAAAGAGGAGGAGGAGGAGGAGAAGGAGGAGAAGGAAAAUCUGGAGCAGCAGCGGCGGGAGCGACGGCGGCGACGGCGGUUGCAGAGCGGUGCCGUACCCGUCGGGGGGCUACGGCCGCCAGAGGUGACGGCGCGUGAGAUUUUCCUGACGAUGUGCCGAGUGCGGGUCAAUGGCAUUGCCGUACGACCUGACGUGAUGACAUCACCGUACGACAGGUUGGCGCUGGCGCUGUAUCCCCGCGCUGCCUUGCUCAACCACAGCUGCGUGCCAAACCUUGGGCUAAGGUUUCUUGGGCUGCGUCUGGUGGCUCGCAGCUGUCGGGAGGUUCUCCCGGGCCAGCCGCUCACCAUCAGCUACGGGCCCCAGCAGGGCAAGAUGCCCCGGGCUUCGCGAGUUGCGGCGUUGCAGGCCCAGUAUGCGUUCUCGUGCGGGUGUGAUGCUUGUGCCACUGACCCACGGGUCACCGGCCAUACGGCAGAGCUGGAGGCGGCGUUGUGGGGACUCAAGUGUCCUGGCUGCAGCACCUGGCGAGGCGACGACACGCAACAAGAGCAGGGAUCGAGAACAGACAAUGCGCGGCCGUCGGCAGAAAGCGAACCGCUAGUUGCGCUGGUGUACGGCGCUGUGCAGUAUAUGUCGUACAACCUGAUUGCGCUGCAGUUGGUGUACGGAAGCUGUUGUACGGAGGUGCUAUAUGAAUUGGAGCCGCCGGCCAGCGGUCCUUUGUGUGCUGCCGCCAGCUCCGAAGAGGGCGGCGGCGCCGGCGACAGUAGCGCUGCCGGUGGCGGCGGUGCCGCCGCCAUCGCCGCUGAUACGUCAGAGCUAGAGUGUCUGUGGAGGGGUACUCGCGCCCUGUACGGCUGCCUCGGCUGGCAUGUGCUGGGACGGAGGCUGUAGAAGUGUACGAGCAAAAAGACAAAGUUGAAAUCUAAGAACGUCAACAGAAAAUUUUGUUAUAAAACCGAAAGCAAGCAACGAAAAAGCGAGAAGGUAGGAAGAGGAACGGAACGUACGGCGGUGCUGUACGGUGCACUUCGUUCGUUGCCAGUAUUAUUACAUAUCGGCAUCGCGGUCUGGAGUUCCGUAUUCCCGUACGAAACGCAAACGAUAUUGAGUUGUUUCAAAAAAAAGUUGGAAACUUUAAAAAAUUAAACGCCAUGUAUGCUGUAUGAAUGAACGGAGUAGGUGCCGUAUUGUGUGUAAGAAUGUGGUUUUG